UUUUCUCUGCAAAGACACGUAACUACUGGACAAACCCCAUCCAAAGCCCCGGCGCGCUUGAGGCCGCCGCCGCCGCGAGAGAUGUCGCUCUGCUGCUGCAGCGCCGCCACCGGCCGCGGUGUGCUCCUCCCUAGCCUCCUCCUCGGCAGGCGCCACCGGCUGCGUCACCCCCUCGUCAACCUCCGGACCAUCGCGACCUUCGCCUCCUCCUCCUCUGCCGCCGCCACCACCUCCUCUCUCUCGCCGCCGCAGCAGCGCCAGGUCACCAUCUACGUGGACACUCUCCUUGAAUGGAACCAGAGGAUGAACCUCACCGCCGUCACCGACGAGGCCGAGGUUAUGACGCGCCACGUGGCGGACUCCCUCGCCAUGCUGCCCCCACUGGAGCGCGCGUACCGCGGCCGUUCCACCUCCGCUGGUGGCUCUAUCGACGGGGUUAGCCUUAUCGACGUUGGCUCCGGCGCCGGGCUCCCGGGCCUGAUCCUUGCCGUUGCGCGGCCGAGCUGGAAAUUUACACUGUUGGAGUCGAUGCGGAAGCGAUGCACGUUCUUGGAGCAUGCCGUUGAAGCCAUGGAAUUGUCAAAUGUGAACGUGGUGUGUGACCGAGCUGAGAAAGUUGGCCAAAGUUUUGAUUUCAGAGAAAGAUAUGAUAUAGUAGCUGCAAGAGCCGUUGCUGAACUGAAAGUUCUUGCGGAGUAUUGCAUCCCAUUGGUUCGCAUUGGUGGUUUGUUUAUAGCUGCAAAAGGACAUGAUCCCCAUGAAGAAGUAAGAAAUGCAGAAGGUGCAGUACGGAAAUUGGGUGGUUCCAUGCUUGAGUUAUGUGAUGUUGAAUCAAUGGGACCUCAUGGUCAACGAACAGCUGUUAUAUACGUCAAAGAACAUGCCACUCCAAAAAAAUACCCACGCCUCCCAGGUACUCCUUCUAAGAUGCCAUUAUGAGAAGCGUGUUAUUGUUGCUGUAGACUUUUUCCAUCAAUUAAAGACCAUAAUUGUGGUUGACCUAGUUCAUAGGUCAUCUGCUGGAAGAUGUCUUUGUUAAGGAUGGGUGUCUGGACCACCUUGGAAUCCAGUAGCUGUUAACAUUUCUUUGUUCCUAUGUGUUGCUCUCCCGCUUUUUCACUAUGUUUUCUUGGGUUGGUGUUAAGUAACCACUAAACGGAAUGACGCUAAGAAGUUUACUGUUGCUCUUGUUACUGUCAGAACUGGAAAAAUUCCAGUGGUGAAAUAUAUUGGUGAUAAUAUUUGUGUGAUUUGUAUAAUAUAAUGAUAAUUAUACCAA
Sorghum bicolor (sorghum) is the source of this 1279-nucleotide messenger RNA. RefSeq names its product ribosomal RNA small subunit methyltransferase G. The coding region runs from base 82 to 939 and encodes 285 amino acids. The record is from RefSeq and is a predicted model, not a curated record. Gene Ontology annotation, cellular component: cytoplasm; cytosol. Gene Ontology annotation, molecular function: rRNA (guanine-N7-)-methyltransferase activity. Gene Ontology annotation, biological process: rRNA processing. Lineage: Eukaryota; Viridiplantae; Streptophyta; Magnoliopsida; Poales; Poaceae. The transcript is spliced from 8 exons.